Lolium rigidum is the source of this 4877-nucleotide messenger RNA. Its product is annotated as DNA-directed RNA polymerase IV subunit 1-like. Bases 15 to 4301 code for a protein of 1428 amino acids. Gene Ontology annotation, molecular function: DNA binding. The record is from RefSeq and is a predicted model, not a curated record. The transcript is spliced from 18 exons. Lineage: Eukaryota; Viridiplantae; Streptophyta; Magnoliopsida; Poales; Poaceae. Gene Ontology annotation, cellular component: RNA polymerase II, core complex. Gene Ontology annotation, biological process: DNA-templated transcription.
CCUCGCUGUGCAGGAUGGAUGAGCUAAAUAAUCAAAUGGACCGCCCUGCCGCUGUGCUCAAGGCCAUAAAAUUCGAUCUCAUGACCAGUACAGAUAUGGAAAGGGUAAGCAGCGCGACCAUUACAGACCCAUCUGACGUGACCAGCGCCAAGCUGGGAUUGCCAAACGGGGCACCACAGUGCGAGACUUGUGGGGCGCAAAACGUGCGUGGCUGCGAUGGCCAUUCGGGCGCCAUGAAGCUGCCGGCAACUGUGCUCAGCCCGUAUUUUAUCGAGGAAGUUGCUCGGUUGCUGAAUCAGAUAUGUCCCGGCUGUCACACUCCAAAGCAAAACAGGGAUUCUAAGAAAUCAGACAGUGCCACAAGUCAAGCAACCUGCAAAUAUUGCUCAAAGGAUGGCGCUAAACUUUAUCCAAGUGUUAUCUUUAAGACGCUGAAAAGUCCAAGAAUAAUUCUGUCCAGGAAAAAAUUUCAACGUAACCCUGCCGUUAUGGACAAAGUUUCGAUUACGGCAGAAGUUGCUGACAGAGUGACAAAUAAGUUCAAGAAUAAUGGUUCACCUGAAGUUCUUCCCCACGAUUAUUGGGAUUUUCUACCUCAUCACCAGCCCCCUCAAUCAAAUACAACCAGGAUAUUAUUGUCUCCUCAUCAAGUCUUUCACAUGCUGAAACAACUUGAUCCUGAGCUUAUUCACAAGUUUGCUUCAAGGCGGGCGCUACUGUUCCUGUCGUGUUUGCCGGUGACUCCUAACUGCCAUCGUGUGGCAGAGAUGCCCUACGGGUUUUCAGACGGACCUCGCUUAACUUAUGAUGACCUGACAAAAGCUUAUAAGAGGACUGUUGAUGUCAGUAGGAAAGUUGAUGACUACCGUCAGUAUCCACAGUUCAAUCUUCUUGCAAGUUCACUUGUCACAAGCCGAGUUAUGGAUUGCUUGAAAUCAUCCAAGUUACACUCUAAAAAGACAGAUAAUGAAUCAUCAACGGGCAUGUAUGGAACUAAAUGGUUGAAGGAUGCCAUUCUCAGCAAACGAUCGGAUAAUGCAUUUCGGAGUACUAUGGUCGGUGAUCCCAAGAUUAGAUUACAUGAAAUCGGCAUCCCAAUGGAUUUCGCUUCGAACUUGGUUGUUUCUGAGCAUGUUAAUUCUUACAACUUCAAAAGCAUAAAUGUGAAGUGCAACCUUCACCUUCUUUCCAAGGAAAUACUGUUCACUCGGCGCAAUGAACAGCUAAUUCAUGUUAAGAAGGCAAAUCAGCUACAAAUUGGUGACAUUGUGUACAGGCUAUUGCAGGAUGGUGAUCUUAUUCUUAUCAAUAGGCCACCGUCAGUACAUCAACACUCGCUUAUUGCACUCUCUGCAAAGUUACUACCAGUUCAGUCGGUUGUUUCAAUCAAUCCACUGUGCUGUGCCCCUUUUAUGGGAGAUUUUGAUGGGGAUUGUUUACAUGGAUAUGUCCCACAGUCUAUACGAUCAAGAGUUGAGCUUGGAGAGCUAGUAAGCUUAAGCAACCAACUGUUGAAUGUGCAAGACGGACGAAGUGUGGUGUCCUUAACACAUGAUUCUUUAGCUGCUGCACAUUUGUUAACAAGCUCAGAUAUUUUAUUUAAGAAGACUGAGUUUCAGCAACUUCAAAUGUUAUGCCAUUCACUCUCGCUGACACCAAUGCCAUCAAUAGUUAAAUCAAUGAACUCUCAAGCUUCACUGUGGACUGGCAAGCAGUUGUUCGGCAUGCUGCUUCCUUCUGGUAUGAAUUUUAGUAUUGAUCCCAAGUUACAGAUCAUAGACGGUGAAGUACUUUCCUGCUCUUCUGAAGCUUUUUGGCUACAGAGUAACACAUCUGGCCUUUUCUCUGCCAUGUUCAAACAAUAUGGUCCCGAGGCUCUUCAGUUCCUGUCAUCUGCUCAGGAUAUACUAUGUGAAUUCUUAACCAUGAAGGGCUUAAGUGUCUCUCUUUCAGAUUUUUAUCUGUUUUCGGAUCAUUACUCACGGAGAAAACUUUUCGAUGAAGUUAAUCUAGCAUUGGAUGAGGCUGAAGAGGCUUUUCUUGUCAAACAGCUAUUGCUAAGCCCAAAUUCCAUACCAAAUCUCAAGUGUUAUGAUGACUGUGCUAAUCUAUCAACUUUUUAUAAACACUCUGAUUUCAUUCAGAACAGUCUACCAAUGAUGAAAGCUUCAAUCAUGGCAUUUAAGAGUGUCUUCAGUGAUCUUCUUAAGAUGGUGCAACAGCACACGAGUAAAGAUAAUUCAAUGAGGGUGAUGAUGAAUGCAGGAAGUAAGGGUAGCAUGCUGAAGUUUGUGCAACAAACUGCAUGUGUCGGUCUUCAACUUCCAGCAAGGAAAUUUCCGUUUAGAAUUCCUUCAGAAAUCUCAAGUGCUAGCUGGAAUAGACAUAAAUCAUUGGAUAAUGACAUUGCCGAGGGAAAGGGUGAAUGCUUGGGAGGCCAGAACUCAUAUGCUGUGAUCAGGAAUUCUUUUAUAGAUGGUUUAAAUCCGUUAGAGUGUCUUCUGCAUUCCAUUGCUGGCAGGGCAAAUUUCUUCAGUGAGAAUGCAGAUGUUCCUGGAACAUUAACAAGAAAACUAAUGUAUCACUUGAGAGAUACAUAUGUUGCUUAUGAUGGGACUGUUAGGAGUUCUUAUGGGCAGCAAAUAACGCAAUUCACUUAUGAUACUGCUGAAAACAUGUACACUGAUGGUGCCCCUGUUGGUUCUUGGGCUGCUGGUUCCAUUUCAGAAGCUGCAUAUGGAGCUUUGGAUCACCCAGUGAACAGUUUAGAAGACUCUCCCCUCAUGAAUUUGCAGGAUGUAUUAAAGUGCCAGAAGGGUGCUAAUUCUCUGGAUCAUUUUGGUUUGCUUUUCCUAUCAAAGAAUCUAAAGAAGUAUAGAUAUGGUCCAGAGUAUGCAUCACUAGAAGUUAAGGAUCAUCUCGAACCAGUGAAGUUCUCCGAUUUGGUUGAGACCGUCAUGAUUCUAUAUGGCGGCCGUGGUGUACAGACAGCAAAAGAGAGCCCAUGGAUCACUCAUUUUCAUAUAAGCAAGGAAAUGAUGAAGAGAAAAAAAUUGGGAUUAAGAUUUGUUGUAGACGAGCUUACAGAACAAUAUGAUUCCAAGGGCUAUCAGUCAAGCAACAUGUUCCCUCAAGUAUAUAUUUCGAAGUGCAGCAAAGGUUCUGCUGGCAAUGAGAAGUGUUUUAACGACCAGACUUGUUGCAUCACUGUGGUAACAGAGGACGAUUCCAACUCAACGUCUCAAUUGGACACUAUCAAGAAAAGGGUGAUCCCAAAGCUCCUGUCCAUGCUAGUGAAAGGAUUUUUGGAAUUUAAGGAUGUUGAGAUCCAGUGUCAGCAAGACAAUGAACUUGUUGUGAAAGUUGGUAUGUCGGAGCAUUGCAAAAGCGGGGAGUUCUGGGCUGAUCUACAAAAUGCUUGUGUUGCAAUAAUGGAGUUGAUUGAUUGGGAGCGGAGCCGACCAGGGAGCGUGUAUGAUAUUUCUUGCUCAUAUGGCGUAGACUCGGCGUGGAAUUUUUUUGUUGAAUCUUUAAGAUCAAAAACUGAUGAUAUUGGAAAGAAUAUCCAUCGGGAGCACUUGUUGGUUGUGGCAGAUAGUUUAUCUGUAAGUGGGCAGUUCCAUGGGCUAAGCAGUCAAGGCUUAAAGCAACAGCGGACUCGAUUAUCAGUUUCAUCUCCAUUUUCUGAAGCUUGUUUCUCUAGGCCUGCACAAAGUUUUAUAAAUGCUGCAAAGCAAUGUUCAGUGGACAAUCUCUGUGGUACUGUAGAUGCAAUGGCCUGGGGCAAAGAGCCUUUUGCCGGAACAUCGGGUCCUUUCGAGAUUAUAUAUUCUGGGAAGGCGCAUGAACCCCUACAGAAUGAGAACAUCUAUGACAUUCUACAUAACGCUGAAGUUCGAGAUGCUGCUAUCUCCAAUGGUGGUGGCACCAUAUCUGAGGAACAGGAUUUUCUUAGUGCAAGGGUUGGUACAUGGGACAACAUUAUUGAUAUGCGCACUUGCUUGCAGAACAUGCUAAUAGAGUACAAACUAAAUGAAUAUGUCACGGAGCUAGAUAAAUCACGCAUAAUUGAGGCCCUGAGAUUUCAUCCAAGAGGGCAUGAAAAGAUUGGUGCUGGAAUAAGGGAUAUAAAGAUCGGACACCAUCCUAGUCACCCAGGCACAAGGUGCUUCCUUUUGGUACGGGAUGACAAUACGACUGAAGAUUUCUCUUACAGGAAAUGCGUCCAGGAGGCUGCGAAUUCCAUCUCGCCUCAGCUAGGAAGUUACGUGAAGAAUAUUCUACAGAAUAGAGCAGUUUGAUCAGACUGCAAGUAGAGAGCUUUUGAUCUUCUAUUUUUCGACAAAGAACUGUUGGACAGAAGUGGAGGAUGCUCAGUUAUCCCAGAGAACAAUGAACUGCCGAAGAAUGGAAUGCUCCUUCGCCACCGUUUUGUGAUAGGAAAAUGCAGACAUGUUGUGAUAGGAGAAAGCAGACAUGCUGUGAUAGGAAAAGUAUGUUGUCCUCAGAGGACGAUGCCAUUUUGUUUUUUUGUUGUUGUACAACUUUUUUCUCCCCCCCCUAGCAUUAGCAUCUCGAGAGUUGGAAAGUAAGAGGCUCCCAUCAGUCAAUACUCUUGGCCCAAAACACUGUGGGUUCAAGUUUUAAGCGAGAUCCUGCCAAUAUCCCGCUUUUAGUUCAUUUGGGGAUUUCUAGUUUAACUUUUGAGGCUAAAUUUUAAACUAGAAAGUCCUAAAUAAGCUAGAAGCUGGAUAUUGGCGGGAUCCCGCUUACAUCCCUGCUCAAGUUCGAGCGGGGUACAUAAGUCAUGCCUUAGUGUGCUUGGAAUAAAAAAUAAAGUGGAUACCCCUUCUUGGGAUGUGUUCCAAAAAUUACCA